AUGGCCGAGCCCAUCCGUGGAAAGCGUGCUCAGGACGCCGUGGCUCCUACGCCUCAGAACACUCCCGCAACCGCCGCUCCUAUUUCUUCUCACGCUCAGCAGCCCGGUGUCGCUAGCAUCAAGGAGGAGGAUUUGGACCGUGCUGCCGCGGCCUCUGUUUUCGCCCAAAACCCCAAGCUUAUCCAGAUGAUUCAGGGUCGCCUCGGCUCCCUCGUGGGCCAAUCUUCUGGCUACAUCGAGUCCCUUCCCGCCCCUGUCCGCCGACGUGUCGCUGGUCUCAAGGGCAUCCAGAAGGACCACUCCAAGCUCGAGGCCGAGUUCCAGGAGGAGGUUCUCCAGCUUGAGAAGAAGUACUUCGCCAAGUUCUCUCCUCUCUACGAGAAGCGUUCCGCCAUCAUCAACGGAAAGUCCGAGCCUACUGAGGACGAGAUCAAGGCCGGUGAAGAGGACGACGAGCCCGAGGCUGAGGAUGCCCCCAAGUCUGAGCAAAAGUCCGACGUUCCCGACAAUGUUUCCGGUAUCCCCGAGUUCUGGCUUUCUGCCAUGAAGAACCAGAUCUCUCUCGCGGAGAUGAUCACUGACCGUGAUGAGGCCGCUCUCAAGCACCUCACCGACAUCCGCAUGGAGUACCUUGACAAGCCUGGUUUCCGUCUCAUCUUCGAGUUCGCUCCCAACGACUUCUUCAAGAACACCACCAUCACCAAGACAUACUACUACCAGAAUGAGAGCGGCUACGGCGGUGACUUCAUCUACGACCACGCUGAGGGUGAUAAGAUUGAGUGGCUACCCGGCAAGGACUUGACUGUCCGUGUCGAGAGCAAGAAGCAGCGCAACAAGAACACCAAGCAGACCCGAAUUGUCAAGAAGACCGUUCCCACUGAGUCUUUCUUCAACUUCUUCUCGCCACCCAAGGCUCCCACCGAUGACGACGACGAGGAUGCCGAGUCCGAUAUCGAGGAGCGCCUCGAGCUCGACUACCAGCUCGGUGAGGACAUCAAGGAGAAGCUCAUUCCCCGUGCCAUCGACUGGUUCACCGGUGAGGCUCUCGCUUUCGAGGAGAUCUCUGACGAUGACCUCGACGGUGCCGAUUUCGACGAUGACGAUGAUGAGGACGAGGAUGAUUUGAGCGAGGAGAACGAUGACGAGGAGGAGUCUGACGACGAUGAUGAGUCUGGCAAGCCUAAGCAGGAAGCCGCCGAGUGCAAACAGAGCUGA
Messenger RNA from Fusarium coffeatum, 1215 nucleotides. RefSeq lists its product as uncharacterized. Gene Ontology annotation, molecular function: histone binding; chromatin binding. Gene Ontology annotation, biological process: nucleosome assembly. The record is from RefSeq and is a predicted model, not a curated record. The transcript is spliced from 5 exons. The coding region runs from base 1 to 1215 and encodes 404 amino acids. Gene Ontology annotation, cellular component: nucleus; chromatin. NCBI's taxonomy places the organism in Eukaryota, Fungi, Ascomycota, Sordariomycetes, Hypocreales, Nectriaceae.